Molecule: messenger RNA, 3521 nt
Organism: Phyllopteryx taeniolatus (common seadragon)
Lineage: Eukaryota; Metazoa; Chordata; Actinopteri; Syngnathiformes; Syngnathidae
Gene: gpr3
Product: G protein-coupled receptor 3
Exons: 2
Coding region: 376-1365 (329 amino acids)
Biological process (GO): G protein-coupled receptor signaling pathway
Cellular component (GO): membrane
Molecular function (GO): G protein-coupled receptor activity
Source: RefSeq, a predicted model, not a curated record
AUGAAAUUACUCCACAUACACCUCCUCUCGCCCCCCCCGGCUCCGCCCCUCCCUCCUCCCGCAUACUCGCCUCCUGAUUGGCGGACACUUCCUGCCUGUGACGUCACGGACGCGCUCUUGUGGACGGCGCGCGGAGCGCUCCAGCAUCAUUCUCGCUUUGGAGCAAAGACGCGAAGAAUACAUUUUUUUUUUCUCUCCGGUGGACCGGCGCGGGACCACCGAGCAGAUCUCCCCGACCGGAAGUGCAUGAAGGACGGCGAGAGCGCGGGAGGAGAGUCCGCUUGAACGCUCCCUUCUGGAUCUCGAACUAAAAACGUCACAAACCAGGACAGCAAGCCAUCUUUUUCAAACGGGGCGAGUGGCGACCUCGCAGCCAUGAGACCAAACGCGUCCGAGAUGUCGUGGGAGGAGUCUUCGGGUGGGGACGCCUUCUUGUCGCCGGACCACCGGGGGGGCCACCCGCCCGUCCGGGAAUCGCCGGCGAUGACGGCGUGGGGCGUGGUCCUGUGCGUGUCGGGCACCGCGAUCACGGCCGAGAACGCGGUGGUGGUCACCGCCAUCCUGGCCACGCCGUCGCUGCGCGCCCCCGUCUUCCUGCUUCUGGCCAGCCUGGGCCUGGCAGACCUACUGGCGGGCGUGGCUCUGGUGGCCCGCUUCCUGUUCCUGUUCUGCCUGGCACCCAGCGAUUGGUCCGAGUUGGUGACGUCGGGGCUGCUUGUGACUUCGUUGAGCGCCUCGCUGUGCAGCCUGAUGGGUGUCGCCCUGGACCGCUACCUCUCUCUGAGCCACGCCCUCACUUACGGCUCGGGGCGAUCUCGGCGGCGCGCCGCCCUUCUCCUGCUCCUGGUGUGGGCGGGCGCCUGCGUUAUGGGCGCCGGCCCCGCCAUGGGGUGGCACUGCCUGGACGAGCCGGCUUCCUGCUCGGUGGCGCCGCCCCUCACUCGGACGUACCUGUCGCUCCUGUGCGGCGGGUUUCUGGCGGCGGUGGUAGUCACCCUGCAACUGUACGCCGGCAUCUGCCGGGUGGCGCGGCGCCACGCCCACGCCAUCGCCACCCAGAGGCACUUCCUGCCCUCCGGCCAGUCGUACGCCGGCAAGUACGGCAGCGGCCGGGGGUUCUCGCGCUUGGUGCUGGUUCUAGGAGUCUUUGUGGGUUGUUGGAUGCCUUUCUCGCUGUGGGGGCUGCUGGGUGACGCGUCCAGUCCGCCACUGUACACCUACGCCACCCUGACGCCCGCCGCCUUUAGCUCCCUGCUUAACCCGCUACUCUACAGCCUGAGGAACAAAGACAUACGCAAGGUUCUGCUGCAGGCCUGCUGCCCCCGCAGACAUGCCGCCCAAAUGCACUGCCCCGAAGAUGUGUAGGUCCCUACCACAACUCAAUCAUGAGGAACUUUGGGACAGAAUCCUAGGUCUGGGAACAGGAAAUCCAGACUGGGGGGGGGGGAGGAGAUGGCAGUUCCAGGGGAAUAAUCAUGGAUCUAAACCAAAAAAAAAAAAAAACAUUUUGGGAAAAAGGAAUCCUGGAUCUGGAGAAUCAAAUCCUGGUUUCCUGCAUUUUCUCUUCUCCCACCUGGAUUCUUGAGUUGCUUUGAGUGACGAUUAAAUCCACAGCAACUUUAUGGCAUCAUUAAAUUGGACGUUUUGCUGAAAAAAUGCUGUUCUUUUCCCCCAAACCAAUAUGAAGGUUGUUGACUUCAUCCAUUCCGAAGAAACUGAAAAUUAGUCAAGGAAAAGCCAUCAUUUCGCUGUAAAUCCAGGACCCCCCCCACCCCCCCCUUUGUAAUUCUUCCUGAUGUAAAUUCAGACCUAUGCAGGGGUCAAAUACCCCCUAAACACACAUCGUUUGGCCUUGAAGGUCCAUGUUCUCGAGAGUGAAUCGGUUUUUGAUGUUUGAUGUAAUUUUUGUGCAAUUCUGCCAUGAAACGCCAAUAAAAAUGAAACCGCCUCCUUGGGGGAGGUAAUAAUAAAAUGACAACCCCCUUUCACGCUGGCUACUUCCACCAUACCUCGUAUAAGUUACCGACACCAGGUGGCAUCCCCACGGAGCCUCAGAGUCGUUACGGAGGUGGGCAGCGAGAAGUUUAACAGCGGACACUCACCGGCCGCAUCUCUUUGCGUCGAAAGCAAUUGUCACUCGACUUUUAAUUAUCUCAAUGCAAACAGUUGCUAAAUUGUCGCCAUCGUCGAAAAUAUCUGAACGUCAAGAGUCCGCAUCGGCUGCGUGAAAGAAAUUGUUGCUGUUACCGCCUGGCAUCGAAUUAUCUGAAUGGCAAGAAGCCGCAGCGGCUGUGGGAACGCGCAAUUCGGCGAGUUCUGUCUGACAGGCACGGCGAACGAACGCCGGCUCUACCGUUACGCCUCUCUAGCAUCGGAGAGCCGUAUAGCGGAAAGUUAAAUACCGCCUUGAAAGCCAUCAUUGUAGCUAGGCAUAUCUAAAUGCGUCGAGCCGCAACAUCUGUAGCAACCCACACUUUGGCGACUUAUCCGACAGGCAGGGGUGAAUAAACGCCGGCUCUACCGUUAACGCCUCUCUUAAUAUCGCAGGUGUGAAGAAGGGCAGGAAGUUCAACAGUGCGUUGAAAGCAAUUGUCAGCGGGCAUAUCUAAAUGUGUGAAGCCGCAGCGGCAACCCACAAUUUGACGAGUUCUGUCUGAUAGGAACGGCCGAAUAAAUGCCACAGUUUACGCUUCUGAUGCAAAUUUGCCAGCGUGAAAGGGGCUUUUGAGAGUUAAAAUGAAUGCUUUCCAUGUUUUUUUUUUCAUCGUAAACGUGGAGAAUUUCCUUUUAUAAAAAAAAAAAAAAAAAAAAAAAAAAAAAAAAAAAGUAUUGGAUCCGCAUCCAAAGUUUCAUCGGAAUUGUUUGGAGUCACAUCUGGAGAGGAAUGAAGUGUUUUAUAUUCAUCAGAAAAGGGGAAUUAUCUUUUAAGAAUACGGGGCCGCCCGCAGACACAACUGAAUCUAUGCCAGACGUGCGCUCAACACAAAGUAGCGCUCGGAGCGUGAAAUCUUUCACUCUCCCACUUGAAAGCAGCACUUUUUUUUUUUUAAACCAGAACGUGAGGUCCUCCCUUAUCGUCCUCAUCAGAACGUUCUGAACUGUCCUGGCCGCCGGCCAUGUUGGAGGAACUCCCACUGCUACCAGACUUGUUUGUGCCUCCCUGCCAACAAUCAGCCCACUUGUAGCUGCACGGGAUCCCGCCCAGUGAAAACAAUCAGCCGCUCGUAAAUACGAGCGGAUUUACAUGACAUUUGUGCGUUUAUGGGGAGAGGGGGGAAAAAAAACAGAAAGUCAUGUUGAGUUAAUUGGAUCCAAAGGCUUAAUGAUAAUAAUAACAUGAUGUACUUGAAAUGUGUGCUAAAAACACAAUGUUCCAAUGGAGAGCUCAGAUUCUAUUCUUUCAAGGCACUUUUCAGCCAUUGGGACCGUAUGUUGCACAACCUUGUUUUUUGUUUUUUUUUCAAAUGAAUGAAUAUUUUAUACUGCUGAAUAAUAAAUAUGCUUUUUUUUUUUCUACUGAA